AUGAGCCUCUACAUACCGGCUGAUGGCUUGUUUGGCACUCAUGUUACUUGGGAAGAUAUUGAAGAAGUUAUGCAAGAAGAACUGAAUACUAACGCUUCGUUUGGACCAAACAAGAAAGCUACGAAUAUUGGUGAAGGAAAAGGCUUCAUGUCCAGAAUCGUGCUCAUCGAACCACACUGGCAAAACAAAGACAAGAAACUUCCAGAACGCUUUAUUGCUAAGGUAAGAUUGGUAUAA
Messenger RNA from Cylicostephanus goldi, 237 nucleotides. The record is from the annotation of a GenBank genome assembly. NCBI's taxonomy places the organism in Eukaryota, Metazoa, Nematoda, Chromadorea, Rhabditida, Strongylidae.